UGACGUUAUUAUUUCCGUUGAGCCAGGAGCCUGGUUGCCGACACGCCGCAAUCCACUACUAGUGAAAUUCGCUAAGCUGGACCGUGAACGUAACGUUAGUUGGAUUUUGUGGAGAAUUGUUUCUUGCUGUGAUCCACGACUGAGGGGAGGAUGAUUCUGUGAAGUCGAAUCUAAGGUAUACACUCUUUGUAAGGCCUAUGAUGAAAAUCGAUGAGUGUGAUCUGCCUUUGGGUAGAGGAAACCAGGGAACCCGAGUUGAAGACUAGCUAACACACGGAUGGCCUGCCAGUCUGCCCCCACCAUCAUGGACGAACAGGCGCUGCUGGGUUUGAAUCCCAAUGCAGAGGCUUGUUACCGCAUGCGGGCGCUGGCAUACUUUGAGCAGCUGAAGGAGUCCCAAGAUGCCUGGGAGGUCUGUGCUGAAGCUCUGGCUAAAGGCAUUUACAGUGAUGACCAUGUGAAGUUCUUCUGCUUCCAAGUGUUGGAGCACCAGAUCAAGUACAGGCAUGAGGCUCUGACUGCAGUUCAGCAGCAGCUCAUCAGGGAAACGCUGAUGAAGUGGCUCCAGACACAGCUGAUGAACGCGCAGCAGGAGAAGCCCUUCAUCCGCAACAAGGCGGCGCAGGUGUUUGCGCUGGUCUUCGUGCGAGACUACCUGACGCACUGGCCCAAGUUCUUCUUCGACAUCCUGUCGCUCAUCGGCCUGAACCCGCACGGAGUGGACGUCUACCUGCGCACGCUCAUGGCCAUCGACGCCGAGGUGGUGGACCGGGACAUCAUGCACUCGGCUGAGGUCAGAAUCAAUCAGAUGGAGACACGCAGGAACACGCUGAUCAAGGACGGCAUGCGUGAGCACUGUAUCCCCAGCCUGGUGGAGUCCUGGUACCAGAUCCUGCAGGCCUACCAGCAGUCCCACAGCGAGCUCACCUGCCAGUGCCUGGAGGUGGUGGGAGCCUACGUCUCCUGGAUCGACCUCAAUCUCAUUGCCAACGACAGGUUUGUGAACCUGCUGCUGAGCCACAUGUCGGUGGAGGAGCUGCGGGAAGAGGCGUGCGACUGCCUGUUUGAGAUCGUCAACAAGGGCAUGGACCCCGUGGACAAGACCAAGCUGGUGGAGUCCCUCUGCCAGGUGCUGCAGUCCGCUGGCUUCUUCAACGUCGAACAGGAGGAAGACGUGGACUUCCUGGCCAAGUUCUCGCGGCUGGUGAACGGCAUGGGCCAGUCCCUGGUGCUGAGCUGGAGCAAGCUGCACAAGGCGGGCAGUGUCAAGCUGGCGGCGGACACUCUCAGUGCCACCGAGGCCAAGGUGCCCCUCAUGCUGCAGCUGCUUGUCCACGAGGACGAUGACAUCUCCGCUAACAUAGUGGCCUUCUGCUACGACUAUCUGCACGUACUCAAACAGCUUCCGCUUCUGACUGACCAACAGAAGGCCAAUGUGGAGGCGAUCAUGCUGGCAGUCAUGAAGAAACUUACCUAUGACGACGAGUACAACUUUGAAAAUGAGGGUGAGGACGAGGCCAUGUUUGUAGAGUACCGUAAGCAGCUGAAGAUGCUUCUGGAUAGGCUGGCCCAGGUCUCCCCCGAACUGCUGCUGGAGGCUGUGCGCAGGGUCUUCAACAACACAAUACAGAAUUGGCAGACGGCUCCCUUCAUGGAGGUGGAGGUGGCCAUCAGACUGCUCUACAUGCUGGGGGAGGCUCUGCCCGCCUCGCACGGAGCACACUUCACUGGCGAUACAGCCAAGGUGUCCACCCUGCAAGACCUGAUGAGGACGCUGGUCAACAGCGGGGUCAGUGGAUACCAGCACACCUCGGUGACGCUGGAGUUCUUCGAGACCGUGGUGCGCUAUGACAAGUUCUUCCUCGUGGAGCCUCAACACAUUCCAAAUGUCCUGAUGGCGUUUCUGGACCAUCGGGGUCUGAGACACAGUAGCCCAAAGGUGCGCAGCCGCGUAGCCUACCUCUUCUCCCGCUUCGUCAAGACCUUGCACAAACAUAUGAAUGCUUUCAUUGAGGACAUCUUGAGCAGGAUACAAGACCUGCUGGAGUUGGCUCCUCCCGAGAAUGGUUUCCCAGCACUGGUGACGAGUGACGACCAGCUGUUCAUCUACGAGACGGCAGGCAUCCUGAUCGUGAACGGCGAGAGUCCGGCGGAGAGGAAGCAGGCUCUCAUGCGUAGCCUCCUGACGCCGCUGAUGGACGGCUUCCGCCUGCUGCUCGCCAAGCUGCCCCAGGAGACGGACGAGGAGAGGCAGAGCGUGCUCGCGGACUGCCUAAGCCAUGCCGUCAGCUUCGCCAGCCGCACCAGCAAGGCGUUCAGCAACAAGCAGACGGUGAAGACGUGCGGCUGCUCGGAGGUGUACCGCGACUGCCUGCAGACCUUCCUGCCGGCGCUGAGCUGCCCGGUGCAGCGUGCGCAGCUGCGCUCGGCCGUGCGCUCCUUCCUGCACCGCAUGAUCAUCUGCCUGGAGGAGGAGGUGCUGCCCUUCAUCCCCGCCGCCUCCGAGCACAUGCUCAAGGACUGCGAGCCCAAGGACCUGCAGGAGUUCAUCCCCCUCAUCAGCCAGAUCACCGCCAAGUUCAAGGGCCAGGUGUCUCCGUUCCUGCAGCAGGUCUUCAUGCCGCUGGUGCUGGCCAUCUUCGAGGUGCUGGGUCGGCCGGCGGAGGAAAACGACCAGACGGCCGCACUGGACAAGCAGAUGCUGCGCCGCAGCUACUUCAGCUUCAUCCAGACCGUCACCGGCAGCGGCAUGAACGAAGUCAUGGCCAACCAGGGAGCGGAGAACGUGGAGCGGGUUCUCUUCACCAUCAUCCAGGGAGCUGUGGACUUUCCCGACCCCAUCGCCCAGAAGACCUGCUUCAUCAUCCUCACCAAGUUCGUGGAGCUCUGGGGAGGUAAAGACGGCCUGGUGGGCUUCCCUGACUUCAUCUAUAAGCACAUAGUCCCAGCAUGCUUCCUGGCUCCCCUCAAGCCCACCUUUGACCUCUCAGAUGCACAGACUGUCCUAACAUUGUCAGAGUGUACACUAACCCUGAAAAUGAUUCAUCUCAAGAGGGGGCCGGAGUUCAUUCAGUUCCUCCAGCAGGAGUACCUUCCCUCCCUUCAAGUAUCGCCAGAUAUCACACAGGAACUCUGUCAAGUGCUUCAGCAAGCUGACGUCAAGGUUCUGAAAAAUUACAUGAAGGCAUUCUUCCAGCGGGCCAAACUAUAAAAGAAAAGAAAAGCAAAACUAUCAAGAAAGAAAAUGGAAGUUUGAGCAACGGUUGAAAAAGACUCUUUUGAAAAAGGAGAAACGGGAGAAGAAAAAGAGCGUUCACCUGUGCCACUUACAAACACAACAUAACAGACAGACAGACGGAGCUUAGCUUAGCAACUGCUGCUUCAGCACUUAAACAGCGCAUCGCUAAUGAUGCCUAGCCCGAAGCCAAGGGUAGAGGGAAGAAACUAAAUAAAAAAACAAAACGAGGUGCCGACAAUGGACUUGCAUGACGCUGGGCCAUUUGUUGCCUGUCAGUGUAGUCAUGCUGCUCUCUCCUCCUGCCCAUUCUCCCUCUGCCAUCGACCAAUCACAAGACGUGCUCUCCAUGUGGGGGUGUGGACUAAGCCCUGGGACGAGCACAGGGAUUGGUUUAACCCAGUUGAAGAGACGGGAAACUGUUAAGUUUGUGGGGGAGGAAUUUAAGGAGGGGGGGUUGAGCGAGGAGUGACAGGCUUCAGUGUUGAAUGGAGAACCCCAAGGGAAAGUGUUUUUGAAGCCUAUUAACCGUUGCCUACAAGUUUAUGAAAAAAAUGAGUGAAAAGCCUGAAUAGUAUCAGCCAUUUUUUUUGUUUGAAUUUGUGUGGGGGAGGGGGAAAAGCUUUAUUGGUUGAAUUUUUUUAUUUUUUGUGUAUAAUAUUGGAAUGUUUGGAUAUUGAGGUAAAUCCACCAUUUUGUGUUCAGGAAGAAAAAAAAGGUUGCUUUGACGAAUUCUUAUUUAAUGCAGACUGUGAUUAUUAUGCCUUUCCCCUUUCUUUUCCCCCUUUUUCUUCUUUUUACAUGCUUGAGAGUUUAAAAUGAAUUUAGGGGAGGUGAUGGAGCAGACAGUUGGUUUUCAUAGUAGUGCCCUGGUUUCAGAUUCACCAGUCCUAUCCAUUUCAACACCACACCGUCAGACUUGUGUGAGUCUCGGGUGUUCAGUCAUACGUCUGCUGUAUCAACAAAUGCUACAGAGUAUGACCAAAUAAAUGAGUACAUAACACAAUCAAAACCAACUUGCUGUCAUUUUAGAAACAGGAAGUGAAGUCUGCUGAAUUGGUCCUUAAUUAGUGUUUUUGUUUUAUUUUAUUUUAUUAAUUUGGAGUGACUUUCAGACUGUGUGGAACGGAAUUGAGGAAGCUAUUGAUUUUUCCCCUCAGUUUUUUUGUUUGUUUUUGCCUUGUGGCUUUUGAUGUUGUGCCGCAGCACAUGCAUAUCCAUGACGGUAACUGGGAGAGGAAUGAGCCGACUGUUGGUGUAAAGAGAGAUUACAAUGUUUGAUUUGUGUUUUCUCUCUCUCUCAAAUUGACUCAUCAGAAUUCCAUGUGCUGAAAUGAAACGUGUUAUAUUCUUGUCACAUACAGCAACAUCUGCUCCUUGCAUGCGGAAAAUGCAGCGCCAACACCGCCACACCUACUGUACAUACAACCGGAAAUCUCUUCCAUGGUCUUGUUUUAUUAGGGUUUUUUUUCAUCAUUUCUUCUUGUUUUCUUGUUUUUUUUAAUGAGAGAAAGAAAAACAAGGACACUAGCAACAGUCACUAUGAAUUCCUGCCUUGUUGUCUUUUCUGAACCUACACAGAUUGCCUACCACUAGCUGUGCAUUGGACUAUCCACCUUCAAACAAAACCCAUGUUGGGAGUGUGUAAAUGACGAACCUGUUAGCUGGCCAUAGUGUUUUACCUCUUUUUCUUUUGUUUUUCUUUGUUUGCGUUGUAAACAAACAUUUAUUUAAUUGACCCCAGUUAUUGGGGCAAGGGGGCAACUGUUGAAAUUGAAAUACUGGAGCACAUGAAAUGAGAAAAUGACUAGAGCCAACAGAUUUUAACAUUGUAUUUUUGACAGCAAAAAAAGGAGAAGAAAAUAUUUGUUCUGUUUUUCGUUUGUUUGUUUUUUUAAACCACUUAUGGUCCUGUGCUGUCCCAUUCCCAAUGUCAAAGUUGUUCUCCAAGAGAUGAAGUCCCCAUUUACCUGAUUAGUUUGUAGCUCUCCUCUCCUAAUUCUGUUGGAAAACUUUGUGUACAUGGUUUUGUUGUCCUGGGAAAACUGUUCAUAAUACACUUUACCUCUUGACAUAAUGGAUUUAAAGUACCUGAUUAGACAGUGUUAGCAAAUAAUCGAUUAGUAGAGGUGGGAACCUUACACAGAGCUACAUCAACUAUAUGCCUGGAGACUAUUGAUUCCAAUGUUCCUAUGUUUUAUUUACUUUGACAAUAAUUUGAACCUAACCUAGCUCAUGAAAACUGUGUGUGUGUGUGUGUGUGUGAGAGCGUGUGGACAUUAGGGUGUAUGUUACAAAGUAUGCGAAGGUCAGGCUUAGAUUAAUGUGAUGAUUGACCUCAUUGGAAGCCUUUAAUUUCACUGCCCUACCCAACAGACUGACUGCUACCACGAGGGCUUUGCAUAAAUAACUAGAAGUUCAUCUAAGCCCUCCACCCCAAAGCAAUUGCAUAUGGCUAGCAUACAAGGCAAGCAUGUUGACAUCAAUUCUGGAUGUUGUGAAGUGUCACCACCCCUCUGCAGAACAGUGCAAGAAUUCUUCAAAUCGGAGCUUACUCUUGUCAAUGCCAAAAAGAUAUGAAUGAAUUUAAUGAAUUUCUCUCGCUCUGGAUUGAAAUGUCUGUGAAUGAGUACUUGAUUUAUUUUUGAUAUUGGGGCAGACGACUUUCACGACUUGUCAAUUUCUUGUCAUCACCAAUAAAGUGUUUACUAAUCCUGA
Messenger RNA from Engraulis encrasicolus (European anchovy), 5953 nucleotides. RefSeq names its product exportin, tRNA (nuclear export receptor for tRNAs) (gene xpot). The transcript has 25 exons. Gene Ontology annotation, molecular function: tRNA binding; small GTPase binding. The record is from RefSeq and is a predicted model, not a curated record. Lineage: Eukaryota; Metazoa; Chordata; Actinopteri; Clupeiformes; Engraulidae. The coding region runs from base 278 to 3211 and encodes 977 amino acids. Gene Ontology annotation, cellular component: cytoplasm; nuclear matrix; nuclear pore. Gene Ontology annotation, biological process: tRNA re-export from nucleus; intracellular protein transport.